AUGUCUGAGGCAGAAGCAACCUCAAACCGCCAUACUUACAGGCCUAUACCCAGAAACAGCAAACAAACCAGGGUCUUAAAUACCCAAAAAGUCGAUAACAGAGAUGACCCUAUAGUCUGUAAUCUGAGCAAAGUCGAUCUUGAUGACCGAACAAUCACUUACAAUGAAGCUUUGGAAGUCUUCAGUGGAGCCCUCAUCCCUAUCUUGUCCCGGUUUCGAAAAGGAUUAACCCGUCGCGUCUUCUGGAACUACUGGAAUCUCGACCCGGGAAAAGCUCGCGCCAGUUGGGAUACCAAGACGGCCCACGACGUCGCCGCACAAGAACCCUUGCACGACUUCUGCGACAGGCCGUUGGUGACAGGCUGCCUGGGUGGUUCAAUUGGGGGAAUUAUCUUGCCCUCAGCUAUAUUUAAAGCGAACAGAAAGUCAAAAAAACAAUCACACUUGACGACUCCACCUUUAUGGUUGACCAGAACAUCGUCAUGUGAACUUUCGACCCGGGCCAUAAACGUCUGGAUCGAUGCUAUCUGCAUUAACCAGGACGCCUUUCAAGAGAGUGCUGCGGAAGUGACAUGUAUGUGGGUCAGGCAGGAAAUCGCCCUCAUCUCAUUUAUUGCCUUCCGGUUUGGCGACAUCUACCUCACCCCAAAAGAACUCUUCACCUUUCCUUACGUGUUUGAAUUAAACAUGGAUCGUCUUAAAAAAGCCAAGCGGGUGAAUAUGCUGACCCAGAAGAGAUCACCAGAGCCAGUCCCAGAACCUAUUUAUGCGUACUAUCCUACGGAGUUUACAGACUGCCUAAUAUAA
Fusarium redolens is the source of this 807-nucleotide messenger RNA. RefSeq lists its product as uncharacterized. The transcript is spliced from 3 exons. The record is from RefSeq and is a predicted model, not a curated record. Bases 1 to 807 code for a protein of 268 amino acids. NCBI's taxonomy places the organism in Eukaryota, Fungi, Ascomycota, Sordariomycetes, Hypocreales, Nectriaceae.